CAAAUGGGAUGGGGAAACCUAACCAGCAUCUCAGAAUUUUUUCUCCUGGGUCUCUCUGAUGAGCCAGAGCAGCAGGGGUUCCUCUUCGGGCUGUUUCUGUUCAUGUACAUGGUCACAAUAGCAGGUAACAUCCUCAUCAUUCUGGCUAUCAUCACUGAUGCUCAACUCCACACCCCCAUGUACUUUUUCCUGGCCAACCUCUCACUUUCUGAUGCCUGCUUUGUGUCCACCACAGUCCCUAAGAUGCUGGCCAACAUAUGGAUCCAGAGUCAGGUCAUCUCAUAUGCAGGAUGUCUAUCACAACUAUAUUUCUUCAUGAUGUUUGUGAUGCUGGAGGCAUUUCUCCUGGCUGUCAUGGCCUAUGAUCGCUACGUGGCCAUAUGUCACCCACUCCAUUAUGUCAUGGUGAUGAGUCCUGGACUCUGUCUUCUUCUAGUGUCUACGUGUUGGAUCAUGAAUGCCCUUCACUCCCUGCUACACACCCUCCUAGUGAACAACCUGAACUUCUGUGCAGACCAUGAAAUCCCACACUUCUUCUGUGACAUCAACCCCCUUCUGAGUCUGUCCUGCACAGACCCCUUCAUCAAUGAGUUGGUGAUCUUCACUGUUGGGGGUCUUGCAAGCCUGGUUUGUGUGCUUUCCCUGAUUAUCUCUUAUACUUACAUUUUCUCAACUAUCGUGAAGAUCCCCUCCGCUCAGGGAAAGAGGAAAGCGUUUUCCACCUGCAGCUCUCAUCUCUCUGUGGUCUCUCUCUUCUUUGGGACUUCCUUUUGUGUUUACUUCAGCCCUCCUUCAUCCCGCUCAGCACGUAAGGGCACAGUUGCAUCUGUAAUGUACACAGUGGUAACUCCGAUGCUGAAUCCCUUCAUCUAUAGUUUGAGAAACAGAGACAUCAAGUAUUCCUUGAGAAAACUCAUUUGUUUCAGGAAAAUUCAUUCCUCUUAA
Messenger RNA from Sorex araneus (European shrew), 945 nucleotides. Its product is annotated as olfactory receptor 1G1. Gene Ontology annotation, biological process: G protein-coupled receptor signaling pathway. Lineage: Eukaryota; Metazoa; Chordata; Mammalia; Eulipotyphla; Soricidae. Gene Ontology annotation, cellular component: membrane. The record is from RefSeq and is a predicted model, not a curated record. The coding region runs from base 4 to 945 and encodes 313 amino acids. Gene Ontology annotation, molecular function: G protein-coupled receptor activity; olfactory receptor activity. The transcript has a single exon.